CGUUGGUGUGUCAGAUACCAUAGCUGGCACUACAGCAGACAUAACCAUGACUCAUAAUAGUGUAAGAAAUUUCUCCAACAAUGUGCUCACUACUGGGAAACCAAAACAAUUAAGUCUAAAUUUGACUGGGCGGCUUACUAGGAGAAUCAUAUCUGGUAGCAUUGUUGGUGAUACUAGACCUUAUAUGGUGUACCUAAGAGCGGCACCGUUGAAGAAUUCUCGCAGUGACAUUGACGAAGAGCAUUGGCUAUGUGGCGGAGUAAUCAUACACGAAAGAUACGUUCUCACAUCGGCGGCGUGCAUUGAAAAUGCUUUGCACUUUUAUGUCGUAUCUGGAACGCAUAAAUGGUGGCGAGGUAGCGUUCGCAACAAUGAGUGUAUCAAUAACGGAGCCAAAAAGGCUAUUUGGAAAUGUGUGCCCAAUAGCUAUGUUUUUGACGGAUCUGAGUUCGAUAAUAUCCGCUGGAUGGUCAACGAUAUUGCAGUUGUCAAAGUAGAGGACGACUUCAACUUUGAGAAGCGAAUAAAAGGAUGCGACUUCGUGCCACAAAAGGUGGCAUACAACAAUGUAACAAUUGAACACGAGAAACCGAACACCAUAGGAUCGAUUGCUGGUUGGGGCAGCACCGGGUUCUUCAGUGAUUUAGCUAAAAUGGAGAAGGCCACGCCUACUCCAGCUACAAAUAACGAAGAUUCAAAGGGUCCUAAUCCGCGCAGAGAAGGCCUAGAAGCAGGAAUUGAGCCGAUUGCAAAAUCCAACGCCCGAGCCGGUUAUGAAGGUUUCCUAUAUGCAAAAAUACCUCUAAAUUCUCCUGAUUUACUGGAAACAGAAGUAAUUAUAAUCUCGAAGAAAGUUUGCAAAAGACGAUGGCCGCAAAGGUACCACUAUAUCAUUGACAGGCAUGCGAUUUGUGGCAAAGACAGUACUGACGCUGAAUCUGUGAACAAGGCUUGCUCUGAACACGAAGUAAAUUGCAAAGAGCUGGUGUACUCACAAGAGGAGGAUGAAGAAGAUGAAAGGAGAUCAGGUAAAUACUACCUCAGUCGAAGAAAUUUAAUAACAGCUGGAAAGAAGUCCGGUGGAUUUUGUGAGAACGACCAUGGAGGACCACUAAUCGUGGGUUACGGAAAGACGUCGCUUGUAAUUGGAGUGAUCUCAGCGUGUCUUACAUCGGAAAUAACCAACAAGUGCCAUGGGCCAUUCCUUUAUACUAGCGUGUUUAACAACCGACAUCUGAUUGGUUGUGCUAUUGAUAAAGAAAUGGGAGCAACUUGCAAGAAGCUGUUGAGAAGUUCGCAAACGCGUAUGACCAACUUUGUUUGGACGAAUCAUCCUCAUGGGCCAGCAAAAUCAGAACGUGCAGAAGACUUCGAAGACGAUGACGACGAUGCACGUAAGCGAGUCGAAAAUAUACCGGCAUCGAACGAAAACAUCGAAGUGACAUUCCGUGGCAUGGAAGCGAAGCUGAACCAAGACCGUACUGCAGAUGCCGUAGCUACUCAGCCCCAAAGCCCGGUCCAGCAUAUAGACAACAUCGGUAUCACUACAGACUCAGAAACGAUUGUUGAUGAAUUAAAUUUACCUGCUUUACGCGAUGACGACUCGUAACAAAAAGUACUUCAUUAAACAAAAAUUGUUUGUAUGUCGUAACAGCAUUUCACUUAUUGUUAUAAAACAUACUAUUUAGUUUAUAAGCGAUUAGUAAAUUAAUGAAAAUAAUAAUAUACCAACAAAAUAUGUGUUAAGAUUAAUUGUUUAAACAAUAUACAUACAUAUACUUCACGCCUUUUUCCCAUCGGGGUAGGCAGAGACGACAGUUUUCCACUUGUCCACAUCUUUCGCCUCAUGAACACGCG
This is a messenger RNA of Hyposmocoma kahamanoa, 1857 nucleotides long. RefSeq lists its product as uncharacterized. Bases 47 to 1609 code for a protein of 520 amino acids. The transcript has 11 exons. The record is from RefSeq and is a predicted model, not a curated record. Gene Ontology annotation, molecular function: serine-type endopeptidase activity. Lineage: Eukaryota; Metazoa; Arthropoda; Insecta; Lepidoptera; Cosmopterigidae. Gene Ontology annotation, biological process: proteolysis.